UAUAGAUAUAGACUAUAGUAGGAAAAAAAGAAUAUCCAUUUGUGUUCAUGGGUGUGGGAUUUCGUCGUUGAAGAAGACAAUUAAUUAUGCAGCUGUUGAAUGCAGUGGAAAUAGCAAGAAUGGCUAUGAGAUCACCAGAUUCUUUAGGUGCAGAAAUAGCAUUUGGGACUGUUACAUGGUUUGUGUAUGCUGGGAUCUCAUGUUUCUUGGUACUUUUUGCCGGAAUUAUGUCCGGUUUAACAUUGGGUCUCAUGUCUUUGGGUCUUGUUGAGCUUGAGAUCCUUCAACGUAGUGGAACCCCUCUUGAAAAAAAACAAGCAGCUACAAUAUUUCCUGUUGUUCAGAAGCAACACCAGCUUCUUGUGACCCUACUUCUAUGUAAUGCUGCUUCGAUGGAGGCACUACCUAUAUACCUGGACAAAAUUUUCAACCAAUAUGUGGCCAUUAUACUAUCAGUAACUUUUGUUUUAGCAUUUGGAGAGGUUAUUCCUCAAGCCAUAUGCACCAGAUAUGGACUUGCAGUAGGUGCGAGCCUUGUCUGGCUUGUUCGUAUUUUGAUGGUUCUAUGCUACCCAAUUGCUUACCCCAUAGGAAAGAUCCUGGACUGUGUGUUGGGACACAAUGAAGUACUAUUCAGACGUGCUCAGCUGAAAGCCCUUGUUUCUAUUCAUGGCCAAGAGGCUGGCAAGGGAGGUGAACUUACACAUGACGAGACUACAAUUAUUAGUGGAGCACUGGAUUUGACUGAGAAGACUGCUGAGGAGGCAAUGACGCCCAUUGAGUCAACAUUUUCAUUGGAUGUCAAUUCAAAGCUGGACUGGGAGGCAAUGGGAAAAGUUCUUGCUAGGGGUCAUAGCAGAGUUCCUGUGUACUCUGGCAAUCCAAAGAAUAUUAUUGGUCUUCUUCUGGUAAAAAGUCUUCUGACAGUGCGGCCGGAAACAGAGACACCAGUUAGCUCUGUUUCAAUUCGAAGAAUUCCACGAGUUCCUGCUGAUAUGCCAUUGUAUGACAUACUAAAUGAGUUCCAAAAGGGCAGCAGUCAUAUGGCUGCUGUAGUGAAGAUUAAAGGAAAAAGCAAAAAACCUCCCUUGGUCAUUGAGGAAGAGAAUUCACAGGAUGUUGCAGUCACUGGUGGAAGUUCUAUUUUAACUACAUCUCGCUUGAAAACAAAGAAUGAUAAGUCAGAUAGCGUUGUCGUUGAUAUGGAAAAAGUUACAGUACCAGCAGCAGUAACCUCACCAACAUCUGGUGACACAGUGACAAAUGCAUUGACUCAGUCAUCAGAUGAUAUUGAGGAUGGUGAAGUAAUAGGUAUUAUCACAUUGGAAGAUGUAUUCGAAGAACUUUUACAGGAGGAAAUAGUAGACGAGACCGAUGAGUAUGUCGAUGUACAUAGAAGGAUACGUGUGGCUGCUGCUGCAGCUGCUUCAGUAGUGGCACGAGCUCCAUCAAUUCGUAGAUUAACAGCCCAAAAGGCAGCUGGAGGCCAAAAUAAGGAAGGACAGAGCCCCAGGAAGUCCAGUGAGGACCUUUCUGCCUCAAGAAGAAUACUAGGGAGUCUUAGAGAGCCUCUUCUUGAGAACAAGAGAUAAGUAGUAUGCUGAAGCUUCUGUCUCAGUAAUGUGUUAAACCAGAGUCUGCAUACGCCGAGGAAAGAAAAAAAAUGCUUGUGCAAUCUGCACAUAUAAUUUUGUGAGGAUAUACUUAUUUAUAUGAACACAUGCCCACUGCUGGUGAAAUUCUGAAGCUGGUUUCAUGUUCCCUACUUAAAAUAUAAAGAAAAUGGAACAAACUGAAAUACUGCAAUAAGUUGGAAUAUUGGAUUGAACCAAUGCUUAGUGAAAUGGUUUGUAAAAACUUUGCCACACUUAAUAUCUACACUAAACACAGUAGUUAGUUUACCAUCAUUAUGUGAUAAUACUGACGUGAGAAUGUGUAUUCACUUAACCAUGGUUAAGUGAUAACAAUGCAUAUAAAACACGUCAUGUAUUCAUUGGAUUGAUGUAAACACGAGAUGUGAGUAAAGACCCUUUGAACUGUGCUUGA
Solanum dulcamara is the source of this 2046-nucleotide messenger RNA. RefSeq names its product DUF21 domain-containing protein At4g14240-like. The record is from RefSeq and is a predicted model, not a curated record. Gene Ontology annotation, biological process: magnesium ion homeostasis. Lineage: Eukaryota; Viridiplantae; Streptophyta; Magnoliopsida; Solanales; Solanaceae. Gene Ontology annotation, cellular component: intracellular membrane-bounded organelle. The transcript is spliced from 13 exons. The coding region runs from base 87 to 1592 and encodes 501 amino acids.